AUGCUUGUCUAUACACAGGUUGGGACUGUUUGGAUGCAAAGCGAUUAUUCCACCAACUAUUCUUGGAAAAAGACAAAAGAGUUUGCAAACAAUAUUCCAACAAGAACGAUCAAUGGUGUUGUGUGGGAUUCUGUUUUUAACUAUAUUUUGACCAGUGGUCCAAAAGGUGACAUUCGAAUUCUUACCAACCAAGAAGGAGAAUCGGUUAAACACUUGACUCUUGAAUGUGUCAAGUUACAUGGAAUGUGCAUCAAUGAAAUGACAGGAGAGCUUUAUGUGUGUAGUGGUUAUGAUGUCACCAUUUUCAAGUAA
This is a messenger RNA of Naegleria fowleri, 312 nucleotides long. RefSeq lists its product as uncharacterized. Bases 1 to 312 code for a protein of 103 amino acids. Lineage: Eukaryota; Heterolobosea; Eutetramitea; Acrasida; Naegleriidae. The transcript has a single exon. The record is from RefSeq and is a predicted model, not a curated record.